AUGGAUCCACUUGUAAAAUUAAAUUUGAAAGAUCUUGAUACUGGUAUAACAUAUACAACAUAUCUUUCAUCGAAAGAUGUAAAAAGGGUGGAAACUGAUAUUGUUUAUGCUUCUAAAGUAUUGGAAGAUUUAAAGACGAGCAAAGGAGCUACAUCCAGCUCUGGUCUCAUGGUCCCAACAACAUUAAGUCCGAAUGUUGCUUCAGAACAGAAUGCUGAACAAGAUUCGGCUUUCAAAUGGUCGCAUCAGGCUAUUCUCCUUUUUAUUGAGGAAUUUCGGAAGCGAGAAGAAGAUACCAAAUCUGGCAAAAUAUCACAAAGACGAGUAUGGGACCAGAUAAGUGAAGUGCUUCGUAGCCAUGGACACGACGUUACUGGUCCACAAUGCCAAUCCAAAUUUAACGGGAUGAAGAAAACCUUUAAAAGCAUAAAAGAUCAUAACUCAAAAUCCGGAAAUGCUCCACGGGCCUGGCUUUACAUUGAACUGAUGGAAUCAUUAUUAGGCGAGAAACCUUUUAUGAAGCCUGUUGCUGUAGCCUCCUCCUCAGGUGUAAUAAUGAAGAAUGAAAGUAGCGACAGUUCCCUUGACGGUAGCUGUAGCAGUUCCAGCAAUGAUACUUCUUUAAGGUUGCAAAAGAAAGGCCACAAAAGAAAGGCCAAUAAUAUUGCAGAAGCCAUUCUUGAAAGUAGAAGAAUUUCCGAGGAAAAUAAAUUUCAACGUUAUAAGCAGACAACAGAGCAGCGAGCUAAACUUCUUGAAGUUUUAGAUAAACUUACUCAGAAAUUACAAGUAAUGUUUUUGGAUUAAAGUAUUUACCUUUAAUCUCUCAUUUUGUAUGGUUU
This is a messenger RNA of Temnothorax curvispinosus, 842 nucleotides long. RefSeq lists its product as uncharacterized. The coding region runs from base 1 to 807 and encodes 268 amino acids. NCBI's taxonomy places the organism in Eukaryota, Metazoa, Arthropoda, Insecta, Hymenoptera, Formicidae. The transcript has 3 exons. The record is from RefSeq and is a predicted model, not a curated record.